AUGAUGGGAGGCUGGACCUCUGGACACAUCCUCCACUUGAAGCUCCCCCACCGUCGGCUGUCAUCCUCUGAAGCCAUGCCAGAAUCGCUGCAGGAGCUCUGUAACUGUGGAAAGUGGGUUUUGGUGCGGCAGCACACUUCAGGGGUCGAGCUCGGGCGGGCGCGCACACACACAGAGGCCUCCACAUCACGCAGCGCGGCCGGCUUCAAGUCCGGAAAACGGAGAGCUCUGUUGGAGGUUAUCCUGGCCGGCAGAGACUGCUUGGUGGCUGGAGACUCGUGCUCGAGUGAUGAGACUUGUAGUCCACGCCUGCGGACUUUGCGUCAGUGUGUGGCGGGCAACGGCAGCGUGAAGCUGGGGCCCGGUGCCAGGAGCCAGUGUGCCAAUGCAGUGUCCGCCCUGCUGUCCAGCCCCUUGCAUGGCUGCCAGUGUAAACGGGGCAUGAAAAAGGAGAAGAACUGCUUGAGCAUCUACUGGAGUCUUCAUCAGUCCAUCAUACAUGGGCUCAACCUGGUGGAGAGUUAUCCCUAUGAGACGGUGCAUAAGGAUUACGACUACGUCCGCUUGGCCUCUAUUACAGCCGACUCAGAUGUUGGCAUGACAACUGUGAAUCGCUGCCUGGAUGCGGCCAAGGCUUGCAAUGUGGAUGACUUGUGCCAGAAGCUCCGCACAGAAUAUGUCUCAGCUUGCAUCAAACCCACUGCCAAGUCCGGCCUGUGCAAUCGGCUUAAAUGCAACAAGGCUCUGCGCAGGUUCUUUGACCGCGUCCCGGCCGACUACACGCACGAGCUGCUCUUCUGCCCCUGUACGGACACAGCAUGCGCAGAGCGACGAAGGCAGACGAUUGUACCCAGCUGCUCCUAUGAAAGCGUGGAAAAGCCCAACUGCAUUACACAGAUGAGGAUCUGCAAAGCUGACUAUGUGUGCAGGUCUCGCCUGGCGCAGUUCCAGUACGACUGUGAACCCUCCGAAACGUCUGCCAAUGGCUGCAUGCAAGGGAACUAUGGAGCCUGUCUCCUCGCCUACACAGGGCUCUUAGGAAGCACGAUAACUCCCAACUAUGUCGACAACUCAACGUCCAGUGUGGCCCCGUGGUGCUCCUGCUUGGCCAGUGGGAGCCGGAGAGAAGACUGUGAUAAUUUCCUUGGAUACUUCAAUGACAACAUCUGUCUCCGUAAUGCUCUUGAGGCGUUUGGAAGUGAAUCAGACCAGCAGCCAACCGUCAGCCAGUCCAGUACACCCGGCCACAGCAGCAGAGAAAGCAGGAGCACCGCAUCUCCACCAGACACCAUAGAAACGAUGAAGAACAUUCUGGAUACAAUAAUACCAACACAGGCCCUGGGAAACGAACUACUUGUGGGCCAGUCCACCCUGUCAUCCAACAGCCUCUCAAACUCUGCUUCACCUCCCAGCUUAUUGCUUCAAGCUGCCUUCAGCCUUCUGUUGUUGCUCCUUCAUCUGCUCAACAAUGGACACUAA
Messenger RNA from Cyclopterus lumpus (lumpfish), 1479 nucleotides. RefSeq names its product GDNF family receptor alpha 4b (gene gfra4b). The transcript is spliced from 8 exons. NCBI's taxonomy places the organism in Eukaryota, Metazoa, Chordata, Actinopteri, Perciformes, Cyclopteridae. Gene Ontology annotation, biological process: nervous system development. Gene Ontology annotation, molecular function: signaling receptor activity. Gene Ontology annotation, cellular component: signaling receptor complex; external side of plasma membrane. Bases 1 to 1479 code for a protein of 492 amino acids. The record is from RefSeq and is a predicted model, not a curated record.